Molecule: messenger RNA, 1924 nt
Organism: Microcebus murinus (gray mouse lemur)
Lineage: Eukaryota; Metazoa; Chordata; Mammalia; Primates; Cheirogaleidae
Gene: TMEM231
Product: transmembrane protein 231
Biological process (GO): regulation of protein localization; cilium assembly
Cellular component (GO): ciliary membrane; ciliary transition zone
Source: RefSeq, a predicted model, not a curated record
UUUAAUCUUUUAUAGAGAUAAGGUCUCACUGUGUCCCAGGAUAGUCUCCAACUCCUGGGCUCAAGCGAUCAUCCCGCCUCAGCCAACAAUUCAAUUAAGUGAUAAACCAAUGUUAUCUUUGGAGACGACCAUAGCUUCCCCUAAAACCCCCAUAGCUUUCCCUAAAACCUGGAGCCUAGCUUGUACCCAAUACAGUGUAACAAAGCACGUCUGAGACAGCUACGUAGUGAUUCUCCUCUAUCCCUCCUACGCCCUGGGGAUUUGUGUUCUUCCGUUCCCGCGGGUGUCCUGCUAUGGAGCAUCGUGGAAGCAGCAGAAAACUUGGAGGCAAAGGAACCUGGCUGUGGUCUUAGCCCAGGACCAUGGCACUGGUUGGAUUUCAGUAUGAACCAAACUGGGGGCUCAUACGUGACACAGAAGCAGGUCUUUAAUUGUAAAUCAACUUUCAUGAAAUCUUAUUUUACACCAAUGUCCACAAAGACGAUGGCUACGACUCAGGUCCACGGAAACAUCCUAUUACGCGACCCCUCAGCCUUUAAGUAGACGCGCGCGUUAAGCAAGGGCCACGGUCCAUCCGCGCGCGCCGCCGCGCUAGCCCCGCCCCGCCAAAGCCCCCGUCCUUGCGAUUGGUUCCUUUGCCUGCGCGCGCCGGUUGCCAUGGAGACCACGGCGAUGGCAACCAACAGAAACCAAACUUGCUCGUCUGUCGCGAAUCGCCGCGGGACCCCGACGGGCGGUCCGGCUGCGCGCGACGCUCAUGGCGCUCCACGAGCUCUUCUCUCACCCGGUGGAGCGCGGCUACCGCGCGGGGCUCUGCUCCAAAGCCGCGCUCUUCCUGCUGCUGGCCGCCGCGCUCACCUACAUCCCGCCGCUGCUCGUGGCCUUCCGGAGCCACGGCUUUUGGCUGAAGCGGAGCAGCUACGAGGAGCAGCCGACCGUGCGCUUCCAGCACCAGGUGCUGCUCGUGGCCCUGCUGGGACCCGAGCCCGGCGGGGUCCUCGCCUGGAGCACGUUCCCCGCCUUCAACCGGCUGCAGGGGGAUCGCCUGCGCGUCCCGCUCGUGUCGACAAGAGAAGAAGACAGAAACCAGGAUGGGAAAAUGGACAGGCUGCAUUUUAAACUGGAGCUUCCCCUGCAGUCUACAGAGCACAUUCUUGGUGUGCAGCUCAUCCUGACAUUCUCCUACCAACUGCACAGGAUGUCGACGUUCGUGAUGCAGAGCAUGGCGUUCCUCCAGUCUUCCUUUGCCGUUCCUGGGUCCCAGUUACAUGUGAAUGGAGACCUGAGGCUGCAGCAGAGGCAGCCGCUAAGCUAUGGUGGCCUAGAUGUCCGAUACAACGUGUCCGUGAUCAAUGGGACCAGCCCUUUUGCCUGUGACUAUGACCUCACCCACAUUGUUGCUGCCUACCAGGAAAGGAAUGUCACCACCAUCCUGGAUGACCCCAACCCCAUCUGGCUGGUGGGCAGGGCUGCUGAAGCCCCAUUUGUGAUUGAUGCUGUCAUCCGAUACCCUGUGGAAGUCAUUUCUUAUCAACCAGGAUUCUGGGAGAUGAUAAAGUUUGCUUGGGUUCAGUAUGUCAGUAUCCUGCUCAUCUUCCUCUGGGUGUUUGAAAGAAUCAAGAUAUUCGUGUUUCAGAAUCAGGUGGUGACCACAGUCCCUGCAAACGCAAUGCCCCAUGGAGAAGUGUAUAAGGAGCACUUAUCCUAAGAAGACCAUUUCUGAAGAUGCAGCAGGAACAAGGCUACCUCACUGUUGUUUUCUGAAAACUGCCAUCCUACAUUUCUACAGGAGCCCAGCGGACACUUGUGGACUUCAGCAUUUUUUCCCUGAGACACAAAAGCAGUUCUUUCCAAUUUUGUUCUGUACAAAUUCCAUGUGUUCUAAGCACCUACAAAGCCAUGAGGAAAUAAUUUGUAGAAAGGU